This is a messenger RNA of Cladophialophora immunda, 270 nucleotides long. RefSeq lists its product as uncharacterized. The record is from RefSeq and is a predicted model, not a curated record. The transcript is spliced from 2 exons. NCBI's taxonomy places the organism in Eukaryota, Fungi, Ascomycota, Eurotiomycetes, Chaetothyriales, Herpotrichiellaceae. Bases 1 to 270 code for a protein of 89 amino acids.
AUGGCUUCCCUAUUACCGUCGAAUGCCAUGUCCUCUCGGUUCGUACAGCUACCGUUCGAUGUUCACCAUCAAAUCGCAACCAAGCUCGAUGUCCGUUCUUUCGAUAACUUGGCCAGGACAUGCGAGUCUACGGCAACGUCUUUGGGUCCAGCUCGCCCUAUCUCCAGCGCAACCCGGGCCCAGGCAGACCCUCGCUCGCGUCGUCGACUCCCAAUCGGCUUUGCAACAGGCAUCUCCAUACUCAGCCUGUAUUAUAGCAUAUGCGAGUAG